CCUAUAUGAGAGUAAUAAAAAAAAUUAAGAAAAUAUAAAACAUAAGAAUUAAACUGAUGUAAGCCAACAAUCAUAAUGUNAUUAAUUUAUGCGAUGUAUCUAUAUCGUUGCUCUAAACGCAAAACUGAAAAAUACUCUGAACUUUUACGACAGGAAAAAGAAUCUUAUAUUUUGGAACAAUUACACAAUCAUUCAGAUGAGCCGUACAUUGUUCAGAUUUUUAAUAUAAAAAAGGAAAUGAUUCGUUUAACUGUAGAAACAACAAAACCUUUAAAAGAAAUAUUCGAUACAUUCUGUUGCAGUAACCCAACAGCUGCAAAAUAUAUUUCAUACAACAGCAUGAAAUCUGUAAUUAGCCGCCAAAGAAUCAAACCUCGUCCAGCUGUUCCCAAUGAUUNACGAUCUCUACACGACAUGUUAGAAACAUACGAACCUACGAGCAGUAUUUACAAAGGUUGUGCAGUAUCAUCCAAUAAUAAAAUUGCACUUAUAUUUAGCANCGACACAUUAUUAAGCCUCUUAUCUGAAGCAUGUGAAAUAUUUGUGGAUGGGACUUUUUCUAUUGUACCAAAAAAACCAAAUAUGUCUCAACUGUACAGUGUACAUGUUCGCCAUGCAGAUACGGGUAUAGCAACAAUUUUUGUGUUAUGUGAAGUACGAUUGGCCUGUCUUUAUAAAGCUAUGUGGGAGAAAAUUGUUUUGCUUGCACCUGAUCUGCAACGUAAUUUAAAAGUUAUUAUGUCAGAUUAUGAAAAAGCUGCAUUAUCUGCAAUGAGCCAACAGUUUCCAACAGCUUCCAUUUAUGGUUGUUGGUUUCAUUAUACACAAGCUAUUCUUAGAAAAUGGCGNAAGCUACAACUAAAUAGUGCACCUCAUGAUCUAUUGUCUAUAACUAUGUCUAUGGCAUUAGCACCGAUUAACUUAUUUGAUGAUUCAUUAAAUAUUAUGCAAACUNUUGCUGAUCGCAUGUCUACGACUUAUCCAAAUGUAUUGUUAUUUAUGACAUAUAUGCGUAGCACAUGGCUACCUUUAGCAUCUAAAGUAUCCGUUCAUAACUGUCGUGUUCGUACAAAUAAUGUAGUGGAAAGUUUUCACCAUGUUAUUACUCAAAAGAUAGGCACAGUCAAUCCAAAUUUAUGGAUAUUUUAAAGUAAAAAUA
Pseudomyrmex gracilis is the source of this 1159-nucleotide messenger RNA. RefSeq lists its product as uncharacterized. Lineage: Eukaryota; Metazoa; Arthropoda; Insecta; Hymenoptera; Formicidae. The transcript is spliced from 4 exons. Bases 76 to 1149 code for a protein of 357 amino acids. The record is from RefSeq and is a predicted model, not a curated record.